Molecule: messenger RNA, 1623 nt
Organism: Medioppia subpectinata
Lineage: Eukaryota; Metazoa; Arthropoda; Arachnida; Sarcoptiformes; Oppiidae
Source: the annotation of a GenBank genome assembly
UACAGUUAUAUCUGAGAAAAUAGCGUUCAAAUGAUGUGAUAAACCGAAGACAUCCUUAAGACUCGACUCCAAAAACUAUUGUUAAAACUUUUUCGUUGAGAGAAAAAAACAAUUAUUUUUUGAUAACAAGAUUUUGCGUACAAAUCGGUGGUAAAAAUGGUGAAAAAGCUGAAGACACUGCGGAACAAAUCGCUACAAUGCGGUGACCGAAAGCACGUGCCGAUGCCCACCGGGCCUUUCAGGAUCAUCGGCUUUCGCGACAUUAUGACCGGAUUCACGAAGAAGGGCGGCGUUUUGGUCCGUCUCUACUAUCCGGCCGCCGACCAGACGAAGACCAUUGAGGAGCAGCACCUGUAUUGGCCCAAUUGGCUGCCGCAGGAGGCGUACGGCCGCGGCUACGGCGAAGUGGCGACCAUUCGGUGGGAGCCGUUGUUUCGUUUUGUGCAGCGUCUGAAUGGCGACACUUUUAUUCCCGCCAUUCCUAACGCCAAACCCUAUCGCGAAAAAGAGGGCCAACCCUUUCCCACAAUCAUCUUCUCGCACGGCGUCGGCGGCUGUCGGACACUGUAUUCAGGCAUUUGUCUGGAGAUGGCCUCACAUGGAUUCAUAGUGGCCGCUGUGGAGCACAGGGACAACACGGCCUGUCUGUCAUUUUACGCCAAACAGAUCCGCUAUUCGAUGAAAGAGUCGAAUCCAAACUUCUUCGCCAACGAAGUGGACGGCCUGUGCGAAGACGAGCCCGACUUUGGCGACGAGAUCGAUGACCCGAAUUACGUGCCGCCCAAAGCGUUGGCCGCAGUGGUCUCUGUGCCGCACAUCGCCAUGGAAUGGGUCCGCUAUCGACACCAUCCCAUCGAGAAGACGUCGCGCAAGAUAUACGCCUUCCGGAACAAACAGAUCCAUCACAGAGUGCGCGAGUGUUCGCGAGCGUUGGAUCUGCUCGAAGCCCUUCAGGCCGGCUACGAGUUAAACAACAUUUUGGAUCCGCUCUUUAACAUUGCAGAGUUCGAGGGUCUCAUCGAUCUCGACAAAGCCGUCGUAAUGGGGCACUCGAUGGGCGGCGCCACUGCUGUCAUGUCGGCGGCGGUGGAGAUGCGCUUCAAAGUGGCCGUCUGUUUGGACGCCUGGAUGUAUCCAAUCAAAGACGAGGGCUUCGAUUUGGUCACUCAACCCAUACUCUUUGUGAACACCGAUAAUUGUAUCGAAAUGGCGGCUAAUUUUGAGAAAAUGAAGGAACUGAUUGUCAGCUCUGCCAAUCCCGUUGAACCCUCUGCCGAAGGCUCCGCUCCUGAGGCCCGCAAAGCCGUUACCAUCAGAGGAUCGGCUCAUUUCAAUCAAACCGAUACGCCGUUUGUGUUCAAUUGGUUUACGAAACUCUUUAUGAGACGAUUUAAGACCAAUUCCAAGAGGAAUAAGUUUACUGCUCACGAUUUGACCAAUUAUUUGGCCCUUUCCUUCAUUAGCCAACAAUUGGACAUAACCAUCGAUGAAGACGUCGAGCGAUACCUAAAUGAACAAAAGAAGAAAAUUAAGCCCUCCUUUAAGAAGUAACAAAACUAUUUUUAUCUAUUAAUAUAUGUUGUGAUCAAUCAAUCGAUGCCUAUAUAUAUGAUAUUUGAUGAC